AUGGAAAUAAAUUUAUUCAGCAAUUCUACUGUUGCAAACAGUUCAUCCAUCAACCAUAAGCAGUUAGAGGGGCAUAGCCUCUGGGAAGUCAUCACUAUUGCCACUGUAACUGCAAUUGUAAGCUUAAUAACCAUAGUGGGAAAUAUUCUUGUAAUGAUAUCCUUCAAGGUUAACAGUCAGCUCAAAACUGUCAACAAUUAUUACUUGCUGAGCCUUGCCUGUGCAGAUCUCAUCAUUGGAAUAUUUUCUAUGAACCUUUAUACAUCCUAUAUACUCAUAGGCCAUUGGUCUCUUGGAAGCCUUGCCUGUGACCUGUGGUUAGCACUGGACUAUGUAGCUAGCAAUGCCUCAGUAAUGAACCUCCUAGUCAUCAGUUUUGACAGAUACUUUUCCAUCACAAGGCCUUUAACUUACAGGGCCAAACGCACACCCAAAAGAGCUGGCAUCAUGAUUGGUUUGGCAUGGCUAAUUUCCUUCGUGUUGUGGGCACCCGUAAUCUUGUGCUGGCAGUAUUUUGUGGGUGAGCGAACAGUACCACCUGAAGAGUGCCAGAUACAGUUUUUAUAUGAGCCCAUUAUCACCUUUGGUACUGCAAUUGCUGCUUUUUACAUACCAGUUUCCGUGAUGACCAUUCUGUAUUGCCGCAUCUAUAAAGAGACGGAGAAACGUACCAAGGACCUUGCUGAACUGCAGGGUUCAGAAUCUGUGGCAGAGUUUGAGAUGAUAAAGCCUCAGAAAACUCUCCUGAAGUCUUGCUUCAGUUGCAAGCAACACAACUUAGUCAAAAGAGAGAGGUGUCAGGCUUCCUGGUCUUCAUCUAGUCGAAGUACGUCAGCUACAGUGAAAGCCUCUCAGGCAGUGAGUACUUGUAACGACUGGGCUAAGGCUGACCAGUUAACCACCUGCAGCAGCUAUGCAUCUUCAGAAGAGGAGGAUAAAAUUGCCAAUGAUUCAGUUUUCCAAGUAACUUACAAAAGUCCAUCGAAAGGUAAGGCAGAAGAGUUUAAUGAGAGUACGGAUGUUGUUGUCAAAGACAAACCUGAAGAAAAUGAUUUUGAGAACCAGAAAUACUUUUUGUCACCCGCUAAAGGCCAUGUACAAAAAAGUAAAAAAUGUGUGGCUUAUAAAUUCCGGUUGGUGGUUAAGGCUGAUGGCACCCAAGAAGCCAACAAUGGUUGCCGUAAAGUAAAAAUAACUCCUUGUUCUGCUGCUCUGUCAAAGGAUCUUUCCAUCAAAAGCAUGGAUCCAAAUAUAAAUAACCAAAUCACCAAAAGGAAACGGAUGGUUCUUAUAAAGGAACGCAAAGCAGCACAGACUUUAAGUGCUAUUCUUUUGGCUUUUAUCAUCACAUGGACUCCCUACAAUAUCAUGGUUUUGAUCUCCACAUUCUGCUCUGACUGCAUUCCCCUGACAUUGUGGCACCUCGGAUAUUGGCUAUGCUAUGUGAACAGCACUGUUAACCCCAUUUGUUAUGCUCUCUGUAACAAAACUUUCAGGAAAACUUUUAAGAUGCUGCUUUUCUGCCAGUGGAAAAAGAAAAAAGUGGAAGAGAAGCUAUACUGGCAGGGCAAUACCAGGCUGCCAUAA
This is a messenger RNA of Gavia stellata (red-throated loon), 1587 nucleotides long. It is a transcript of the gene CHRM5, whose product is annotated as cholinergic receptor muscarinic 5. The record is from RefSeq and is a predicted model, not a curated record. Gene Ontology annotation, molecular function: G protein-coupled serotonin receptor activity; G protein-coupled acetylcholine receptor activity. The transcript has a single exon. Gene Ontology annotation, biological process: adenylate cyclase-inhibiting G protein-coupled acetylcholine receptor signaling pathway; chemical synaptic transmission; gastric acid secretion. Gene Ontology annotation, cellular component: dendrite; plasma membrane; synapse. NCBI's taxonomy places the organism in Eukaryota, Metazoa, Chordata, Aves, Gaviiformes, Gaviidae. The coding region runs from base 1 to 1587 and encodes 528 amino acids.